This is a messenger RNA of Brassica oleracea var. oleracea, 829 nucleotides long. RefSeq names its product pollen-specific protein-like At4g18596. The coding region runs from base 17 to 532 and encodes 171 amino acids. NCBI's taxonomy places the organism in Eukaryota, Viridiplantae, Streptophyta, Magnoliopsida, Brassicales, Brassicaceae. The transcript has 2 exons. The record is from RefSeq and is a predicted model, not a curated record.
AUCUUAAAGAAUAAUAAUGGCAAAAUUAGUCAUCUUCUUCCUUGCCUCUGCCCUAUGUUUCACCACCCUCCUUCACUUCGCGGCCGCUGAUGCCGACGACUUCGACCGCUUCCACAUUAAGGGCUCCGUCUACUGUGACACCUGCCGUGUUCAAUUCAUGACCCGCCUCAGUAAAGUCCUCGAAGGGGCAAAGGUGAAGCUCGAGUGCAAGGGUCGUGAGAACCAGACAGUGACACUGACCAAAGAAGCUAUGACAGACAAAGACGGAAAUUACGAGAUGGAAGUUAUGGGAGACCACGAAGAGGAAGUGUGCGAGAUCAUCCUCGUCCAAUCACCAGACGCAGAGUGUGGCGAUGUGAACAAUCAAGAGUUCCUAAGAAACGCAGCCAGGAUCAGUCUCACGGCUAAUGAUGGCAUUGUCUCCAACGAGACUCGAACCAUUAACCCACUUGGGUUCAUGAGGAAGACUCCUCUCGCUGACUGUCCUCAAGCUUUCAAGGAGCUUGGAAUCGUCCCUGACGUCACCUUCUAAGCUUUAUAUAUUUAUUCUACCCAUAUAUAUCCCUCUCUCACCAUUUUAUUUUUGGCAACUCUUUCUGUUUCUUAUAUAAAGCAUUUUUUUUUACAUGUUGUGUUUGUGUUUACUUAACUAACGGUGUUUUCUUUUGUUUCGUUUCAUAUCUUGUGUUUGUGUUCCAGCAAUUUGUCUUUUGCUGUUUUACUCUUGGGUGUUCUUUUAUUUUCUAAAGAAUGAUCUGAUUACCUUCCAAAUUUGUAAGUCUAGGGAGUUUGUUUUAAGAAUGAGUAUACAUGAUGUGCAGAAAGCAAA